CUUCUUUUUUGUUUUUAGGCUCUGCAAUAAUCCAGAUGUAUUUGUGAAUAAGUCUUUGACAGCUUUAGUAAAAUAAGGUAUGCUGCUGUGAGACGAUCAUCAGACCACAUGUCAGAACCUGUUGAGCAUUUUGCGCAAAGAGCCAGCUCUGACCACCAGCACUUUCUACAGAUGACAGCGAUCAUAGGUGUUCCUGUGGCUUGCGGUGCGUCCUCCAGGUAGAAAUAAUGGCAAACUUCACCAACACGUCUGAAGGAAUCUCUGCUGUAAACGAGACCUUUCUGGAUUCAGAGUUUCGCUAUGUGCUUUUUCCUGUCAUGUACAGCAUCUUCUUCAUUUUGGGCUUCUUCUCUAACCUUUAUGUGCUGUUUGUCCUGUGGCGCCUCCGUGAAGCGAGGGCUAUGGGAGAAAUCUGCAUCUACAUGACCAACCUGACCAUCGCUGAUCUGCUUUUUGUGUCUGCACUCCCCUUCUGGAUUAGCUAUUACCGACGUGAGGGGGACUGGAUCUUCAAUGACUUCAUGUGCAGGAUGACAGGAUCGUUUUUUUUCAUCAACACCUAUGGAACCAUCCUCUUCCUUGGAGCGAUCAGCCUUAACCGGUACUGGGCGGUCACUCGCCCUCUUGAUGCAGCUUCGUCAGACCACAGGUGCCGCGGGAUCAUCGUGUGUACCCUAAUAUGGGCCUCCACCAUUUCCACGGCCAUCCUCUACAUGAUAUCGACAACUAAAACUAAAGACAAAACUAAAAAUAAAACUCGAUGCUUUGAGGGAUACCAAAAUAAAAAUGAUGAGGAAAAAAGGAAAGUUGCAGCAUUUAAUUUCUUACUUAUUGGGAUGUUUUUUCUUGUUUUUCUUCUUGUUGUGAUAUGCAACUUCCUCAUUGCCCGAGCCUUGAUUUACCAAAGUGCACCACAGUCAGAGUUGUACUCUGAGACAAUCAGGUCCAACAGAACAACGGCGUCUUCAUGGAAAAGGGCUACAAAGGCCAGAGGAUUGAAGAAGAAGGCUUUGCAAAUGCUCCUAGCAGUGGUGGGAGUGUUUGUGUUAUGCUUUCUGCCUCACCACAUAGUCCAGGGCCCCUGGACCCUGGCUGUGCUGCAGAUAACAGAGGGCUGGGGCCAUGUGACAUGGGGUCAGGACACACGGCAAGCACUAAACGAUGCACAUCAGAUCACCUGGGUUCUAAUGGGCCUCAACUGCAUCCUGGAUCCUGUGGUGUAUUUUUUUGCCACAAGGAAGUUCAGGAGUUUCAUCAUGGAGCACAUCAGAAAGUUAUCAAAGGGUGAAACUAUCUCCUAUACAGCCAACACACGGAUAUCCAUGAACAGCAGAAACCAUAGUAGAAAACUCCAAAUAACCCAACAGCAGCUGAACAAGGAUGAGAACGAGGCCUCUUGUCUUUGACACAGCUAGGAGCUAUAGAGUCACAUUGUUUCAUUUGUAACUUAUUAGAAAGUUAAACACUGUCAUUUUAUAUCUUUGUGUUAUUUUACAAGUUGUUGUACAAAGGUUUUUACUUUACUUCACAUUACAAUUCCUUACACCUGUUAAAUGCGCGCAACUUAAAUGUAUGACUGCUGUCUAAAAGCAUUUAAGUAAGCUGUAAUUAAAUACCUGUCAUCAGGUUUAGCAGGAAAAUGCACAUUGAAGGCUGCAAGUUGUUGUUUAGUGUUUACUUUUACUUCUGAUUGUUAAAUAGUGCACUCUGGUCAGAAAAUUAAAUCUUCUAUUUUUUUCUCUUACAUAUAUUCAUUUAUGAGUGCCGAGUCUGCAUUUACUUAGUUUAUAGGAAUAUGCACUCAGGCCUCACAGCUGCAAGGUUAUAUUAUGUCUGAGGGAGAGGAGUUGUUAUUUAUCCUAUCAGGAAGUGGUUGGGAUAAAAAAUAAUUUUUCUUAUAACAAGCUAGACUCGUUCUCUGUGUGUAUGCAUAACAUUUUAUUUUUUUCCCUAGACUGAAAUUAUUUUUGCUUACCUGUAUGUGGAGACCUUCUCUGCCUUUCUGCAGGGUUUAUGUUAGUGAGAGGAGCUUUUGUCCAAUCAGAUCAGGCAGAACAUUCGGCUGUUAGGGCUGCUUUGAUUAUCUUGUUCUCUCUUUGCAAAGAACGUCCCUAACAGUAUCCUGAUGCGUGAGUGUUGGUUGUUCUCCACAGAUGGCAGUUGUUCAUAUCCACUUAAUUUUUUUGUUGUUGGCCAAAACAGUUAAUGGGUUGCGAAGCACUGUACUUGUGUAGGGCUUCCUUUAAAGAUUCUUACCCUUCUGCCAUUGUAUGUGAAAGUGCUGCAGCUGCAGGGCAUCCUGCUCCACUCUGAGUUUUUAGAGCAGUCAGACUCGGCUUUAAAUGGGAAAAAGUAAACCAGAGGGAUGUUAUUUGGUGAUUACUACCCUCGUCUUGACUGCCUUCUCCUUAUCUAAUCACCUUACUUUAUUUCUUAUGUAAUCAUCUUAAGUUUUCUAUGGAUCUAUUGUGUGUA
Messenger RNA from Cyprinodon tularosa, 2475 nucleotides. Its product is annotated as platelet-activating factor receptor-like. Gene Ontology annotation, molecular function: platelet activating factor receptor activity; G protein-coupled purinergic nucleotide receptor activity. Gene Ontology annotation, cellular component: membrane. The record is from RefSeq and is a predicted model, not a curated record. Gene Ontology annotation, biological process: chemotaxis; G protein-coupled receptor signaling pathway. The coding region runs from base 228 to 1406 and encodes 392 amino acids. The transcript is spliced from 3 exons. Lineage: Eukaryota; Metazoa; Chordata; Actinopteri; Cyprinodontiformes; Cyprinodontidae.